AUAUAAAUCCCUGCGUGAAACCUGGAUAUAAUAACACUGGAUAUUUUAUCUGGCGUCACGGAUAUCUAAAAAAUAAUCACAGUCGAAAAUUCGAAUAUCUCCAAUCCUGUAUGCAAAAUCGAUUUGAAAAUGAGGACGGCUUUUAUCUUUCAUCUCUAUUCUUUUACAAAAGUAUGUUGAAUUAAUAUAAACAAAAGAAAAACUUGUAUGACAUCUAUUAAAUUACAUAGAAAAAUGCGUUUUUAUGGCACCUCGAGGCUUAUUUUAUUGGAAUCAUGCAUCAUUUUUGGGAGAUACACCAUAUAGAAGACGUUGGGAUGUGGACGAAUAUUGUACAGAUUUUGAGCCUGGAUAUGAUGGUAAUCUGGGACAUUACAAGUGGCAUAGUGGAACACCUCCGAAAGAUCCGUGCGUUAAAUCCGUACGUAACGGUGGCGGGUAUUACAUUUGGCAUCAUGGAUCCAUAAAAGACAAUCAUACGUACUACACUGAUGAUAAACUGGGUUAUACUGCUGUCGGUCACUGCGCGCAAAUUUCUUUUAAACGUAACGGUGACGAUAAAGGCGAAAAGUAUGGAUUUUAUGAGUCGAACCGUGGACCACAUCCCAAGGAUGCAUGCGUUCUGUACGGGCCUCAUGGUAGUGUAGGUUAUUAUGUCUGGCAUCAUCCAUCACAUAUAAAAGAUCUUAUCGUGCCUAAAGUUGUGACCAUUGAGCCAGACUUACUAUAUCUCGUACUGCCUCAAGAUGAGAAGCCGGAACACAUUUUAGACGAGUUGGUACCGCCUGAAUCUAAGGUCAUGGGAUCAACUACACCACCAGAAGCAUACUUCUCCCCACGUCAAGCUUCAACCCGGAAAAAGUUUCUAAGUCGUGGGUUUUUUACUACCCAAAGACGUGUCCAAAAAACCAACUAUCCUAGAUAAAUCGUAAAUGUAUCCUAAUUUCUUUGUAAUAAAAAGACCUAGUAUCGUGUGAUAUAUAUCGCCCACAAAACGACAUCCAUUAGGUAUGUAUCCGCACUAUUUGGAAUUAUAUUGAAAAAACUUUUAUUUAUUGAAAACCAAAAGCACUAAUCAACCUAUAUCUGUCGAUACGGACGAUAAAUGAGUUUUAGAUAAGUGCACACUUUGCAAUAAUCUUCAGCGUUCUCCUGGUUUUCGUCACAACCUUUUUCGAAAAUUCUUUUCUGUUUAAUAUGACUUGCUAGAAUACGUCGAAAGUAAGAAGCAAUGUUCUGUUGGAUAAAGAUAGCUCAUCAGAAUAUGAAGAAUAUGGAUAGGUAUCGAAGGUGCAAGCGUAGUGAAGUCAACGUAGGCUUGUCAACGGGUUUUUUUGAAGCAACUCUGCUUGAUAGUGUAACAUCCAAAUUGACAAACCCUAUUUCAUAUUCGCCUUGGAAGAUUCAACUAUCAUUGACGAUUGAACUAAAAGGUUGGGAUGAUUAGCAUCGUUUAACUCUUCUUCCUUUAAUAGAAAAAUGUAUGACCUUCUUGGGUUCUUUGGUGAAACAAAUUGUGCUUCUUUUUUCAGAUUCAGACAUCUGAAUAUGAAAGCUGAUAUGUUGUGUGAUGUAUGAAUAUGUAAACAUUCAUCUUCGUUGAAAGUCUUCUCACGGUUUUCCACGCCACCCUUGACGUACCGUGAUAGACACGUUGCAAAUUAUUUUGAAUUGCUCGCUCCCCUUUAAGCCUACACCGUUAUAAAAUUAACAUAGAACUAUUAUAAUAAUCAAUAAUAUUAAAUAAAUAA
Molecule: messenger RNA, 1751 nt
Organism: Glossina fuscipes
Lineage: Eukaryota; Metazoa; Arthropoda; Insecta; Diptera; Glossinidae
Exons: 13
Coding region: 245-925 (226 amino acids)
Source: RefSeq, a predicted model, not a curated record